AUGGCGAUAAUCGUGGAGACUUGGGUUUCCGUUGUUUCAAGGCGAGCUUCGAUGCAGCUUAAACGUUGCUCUACAGAUGAAGGUCCGUACAGCGCAUUGAGGGGCCGUGUUAAUAGUGUAGGGUUUCAGCCAGAUGAACGCCUAAUACCAUACUUAGAGUUAGCCGGGUUCGGAUCAGCGGCAUUGAUUCGGACUUUUGAUCUACGAUACGACUUGAUUUACGCUUUAGUCGAGCGAUGGCGUCCGGAGACCCACACAUUUCAUCUGCCGUGCAGAGAGUGUACCGUCACUAUAGAGGAUGUUGCAGUACAGCUCGGGCUUCCCAUAGACGAGAAUGCGGUCACGGGCGUUGUUCGAGCUUACAUUAUGCACCUUAUAGGGGGUGUACUCAUGCCGAAUGCAAACGGCAGUAAGGUCCACUUGAUGUACUUACCCUUAUUAUCCAAUUUGCAUAACACUCGUUCAUACAGUUGGGGGUCCGCAGUUUUAGCCAUGUUGUAUCGCGAACUUUGUCGGACAACAGCUCCUUCUGCGGUUGACAUGGGCGGAUGCCUCAUACUGCUGCAGUCGUGGGCACUUUACCGGAUGCCAUUCUUGGCACCCAUUAGUCAUCAAUCAUAUGUAUUUCCACUCGUUAAUAGGUGGAGUAGUAAUCCGGGUAUCGAAAAGUCACAGACGGUUCCGAUAUAUCGUCUAAUGAUUGAGAAUCAUGCUGGAGAGGGGUUCAUUUGGAUGUCAUAUUCUGCUCCAGAAAUUAUGGCAGUUAUCCCAUCAUCUGCCCACGUCCACUCAAACCUAUGGUGCAUUAGCGCACCCAUUAUCAAUUUUAACGUAGUGGAGUGGUAUCAUGGCAAUCGAGUACUCCGGCAGUUCGGUUGCAUACAGUAUAUCCCGACACUACCAGUACAAUUAGGGGAGAUCCAUGGGAUGAGCAAGAAGGGGAGGUAUGGAGAUAAUUGGGAAGAAGUGCACGAAGAAUACAUUACGAUAUGGAACAACCGGUUCGGGAGGGUACCUCAGAUGGAUCGUGCUCCGGAUUUGCAGCCCUCGUUAGAGUAUAUACAGUGGUACUGUGAGACAGGGAAACCAUUUCUGUUUGGUGGGCGGUCGAUUGUAGUCCCUCCGUAUACGACACGAAUUACGCAACCCCUUCGAGAUCUGCAUCAUGCACCGAGCGAGCGAGCGAGCCGAGCGGACCUGCACCUGAACUACAUUCUAGGGAUAGUUCUUAUCAUCCAGAAUUAG
Molecule: messenger RNA, 1245 nt
Organism: Gossypium raimondii (Peruvian cotton)
Lineage: Eukaryota; Viridiplantae; Streptophyta; Magnoliopsida; Malvales; Malvaceae
Product: serine/threonine-protein phosphatase 7 long form homolog
Exons: 5
Coding region: 1-1245 (414 amino acids)
Biological process (GO): meristem maintenance; meristem development
Source: RefSeq, a predicted model, not a curated record